UCUCUUCAGAUACAGACAAUCUCGCUCCAUACUGAGCUUUACUGAACAGUAAUUUGAGCACCACAAAACCGAAACACCACCCCUACCAGCUCCAACCUGCUGCUAUGUGUAAAGGACUAGCAUCACUGCCUACCUGCUGCUUGGAAAGGGCCAAGGAGCUGAAGGCAAGGCUGGGAAGUGUUUUGCAGAUCCCCAACUGGAAUCUAUCCUGUUGCAAAAUAGGGAAAAAUAAGCCAACCCUGGAGGAAUGCCUAAGGUGGAAAGAGUCCUUUGAAAAACUUCUUUCCAGCAAAUAUGGACUGUAUGCUUUCACAGCCUUCCUUAUGUCUGAGUUCAGCGAGGAGAACAUUGCGUUCUACUUUGCCUGUGAGGAAUACAAACAUAUCAAGUGUCCUGCCAAGCUAGCUACUAAGGCUAAGAAGAUCUAUGAUGAAUUUAUCGGCAACGAAGCUCCCCGGGAGAUUAAUAUUGACCACGAAACCCGUGACAUCACCAAAGCCAAUAUGCUGGCCCCCACACAUUCUUGUUUCGACAUGGCCCAGCACAAGAUCUACAUGCUCAUGGCCAAAGACUGCUAUCCACGCUUUCUCCGCUCUCCAGCCUACAGAGAUCUGGUGUGCCAAGCCAAGCCAAGCAACAAGGCCAGAAAUCUGCCCCAACAGGAGAAGAAGGCUUGAAAUCUGUCGAUGAGCCUAAAAGGGAUUUGUUAGCGAUCGCCUUAAGAUUUGAGAAUGGAAGGGAAGUCUGGCACAAGGUGCUUCAUCGUGAAGCAUGUGCUAAUAAUGGUACAGAUGCUGAGUGCUACAUGAGAGCAGCUGUGGAUGGGCCUAUAGCGUAGUAGCCAUCACUUUGAAGAUGGCAACAGAAUGGAAGAAAAAAAGGAAAAUGGAGGAAAGCUGAAGGCUGAUGCCUGAAAAUGGACUGCUGUCGAUACAGCUAGAGUUUGGAAAGCAAAGUAAAGAAAGAGUUCUACUAAACAGACUGAGUGACAAUCAAGCAAGAGGCCAGCACAUUUGGAAAAUGCACUUUUCUUAGCCAUUAGGCAAACUUUUGUAGUUGUGACGUGCAAUGUCUGUCAAACUUGUUCACUGUAUGUAUUUGUAUGGGCAUGUGGGGUCCUUUAUGAUUUUUAUGUAUUUACCUGUAUGUAUAUAUUGCAUUUUUAAUCAAAUAUGGAAAAUAAUGUGCAGUUUAAUUUAUACUAUAAUAUUUAUAUGACUGUUUUUUUCUACAUACCAAAUAAAUUAAAUUAUUUGAAAAACUG
Messenger RNA from Haplochromis burtoni (Burton's mouthbrooder), 1264 nucleotides. It is a transcript of the gene rgs16, whose product is annotated as regulator of G protein signaling 16. NCBI's taxonomy places the organism in Eukaryota, Metazoa, Chordata, Actinopteri, Cichliformes, Cichlidae. Bases 105 to 677 code for a protein of 190 amino acids. The record is from RefSeq and is a predicted model, not a curated record. The transcript has 5 exons.